Molecule: messenger RNA, 633 nt
Organism: Paramecium tetraurelia
Lineage: Eukaryota; Ciliophora; Oligohymenophorea; Peniculida; Parameciidae
Exons: 5
Source: RefSeq, a predicted model, not a curated record
AUGGAUAAAUUGGAUAAACACAAAAGUUGUGGGAAAUGCAUUGAAUAGUUUGAAAUCAAUAAGUCAAAGUAAGAUGGAACAUUCAAAGAACAAAAAACAAAAAUCCUUGGAUCAAGACCUAUGGCGAAAUUCAUAAUGUAUGAUGGCGAGGGAAAUUAUUAAAAAAAGCUGAAUUAAGAGCACUAAAAUCACAAAGUUUAGAUUGAUAUGACAUGGAAGAACACAGAUAUGGAAGUAUGCAAGGAUAAAGAUAAUGAAGAAUUAUUGAUAAAGGAGUCCUAAAGCUUAGUUUUACCUAAAAUAUAUCAUCAUAAAUAAGUUCACGAUUUGAAACCGAAUAAUCCUAUUCCCACUUAAGCACACAUCAAUAGAUAUGGGAAAUAUAGUCAGAGAUAUCUCCUAAGAUCAGAUCCAAUGAAUUUGAGCGACAAUAAAUUAGAUGCUUACCUGCCCUCAUCAGAGAAAUAUGGACGGUUUUAUUUAAGUGAAGAACCCAAAGCAAAAACAAUUGUUUCCGAAGUUCAACCUUUUGAGGGGUAUAAUCCAAUAAGUCCACAAUAUAAUGUUUUUCCAGUUGAAAAGCCUAUUCUAAAAUAUCAUAGUAUGAAAUCAUAAUUGUUCAAAUAUAAAUGA